Molecule: messenger RNA, 825 nt
Organism: Trypanosoma rangeli
Lineage: Eukaryota; Euglenozoa; Kinetoplastea; Trypanosomatida; Trypanosomatidae
Product: enkurin
Exons: 1
Coding region: 1-825 (274 amino acids)
Molecular function (GO): calmodulin binding
Source: RefSeq, a predicted model, not a curated record
AUGUCAGGCGAGAGUGUGUUCAACCUUAUCGAGCCUGAAGAGGAGGUGCCUCCCCCACAACCACGACACAAGUCCAAGUUCAGCGGAAACAGGGCCGCUCCACCGACCGCGUCGACGUUUGGCAUUAAUGGAACGAGUGCUGUUGUGGCGAAUAUGGGUGGCGAGGUCACGGAGCCCUCUAUUCAUUCUGCAAAGAAACCUCUAGGGAUCUUUGGGCGCGAUACGGGCUCCACGGUCAACCCUGCAGACUUUCUCAAGAAAAAUGAAGGCCCCCUCACCGCUAGUCGGGGAGUUCCGACCGUAAACAAGACACGAUUCCUUAAGAGUGCAAAGGAUGUCGCAAAGUUGAAGGCCGAUAUUCCCAGUAGGUACGACAAACCUGUCAUGGGCAUGAAAACCGACAAAAAUUAUGUGGUGGCGAAUGCCGUAGAAAGUGUCCUUGCCAUACCGACCAAAUGUAUUCCGCCUCCGGUGAAUCGUGCGGUGGAUCGUGAUGAUUUUGGGAAGGUGCCGGCCUACUUGAGUGAGGUCAAGGCGGAAAUUGAGGAACGUCAUGCCUUGGUAGAGAGACUUAAGGCUGCGCAGCGAGAGGCGGAGGAGCGAUGGUCUGAGCUUUCGGCGGAGGAGCUUGAACAGCUGCGACAAGGGCUACAGCGACGGUGGGAUGCGCUGAAUUCAGAGUAUCAAUCAAGGGGAUUCAGUAAACUUCAAACUCCCUCGCAAAAGGCCCAACACGAGACUCUAGGGAAGGAACUCAAUGCGGUGGAGUUCGCAAUGCACAAAUUGAGCCGUUCGCACGUUUUUGUGUACGACGACCAGCGUUAA